This is a messenger RNA of Lethenteron reissneri (Far Eastern brook lamprey), 3697 nucleotides long. It is a transcript of the gene INTS8, whose product is annotated as integrator complex subunit 8. Gene Ontology annotation, molecular function: protein binding. Gene Ontology annotation, cellular component: integrator complex. Gene Ontology annotation, biological process: snRNA 3'-end processing. NCBI's taxonomy places the organism in Eukaryota, Metazoa, Chordata, Hyperoartia, Petromyzontiformes, Petromyzontidae. The record is from RefSeq and is a predicted model, not a curated record.
AUUUAAUUCCUGCACCACGCGUUUGAAUCUGCUCUUCGGCACUCUUCAAUAACAAGCAAGGCCGUGGUCUCGGCCUAGGCCUGCCGGGAGUCUGGAGGCGGCGGCUGAAAUGGGGGUGGCCGCUGACGUCCCCGCUCCCACGACGUGGUUUGAGUUUCUCCUCGACGAGAACCUGCUGGACCUUCACCUGAGCAAGCCCAGUCCGAAUCCGUCGGGCGUGGUGCUCAUCAGCCUGUUCCUGGAGCAGGCGUCCAAGUCGACGGUGAACGAGCAGAACCAGGCGGUGCCGCCCGCCAACAACAAGCGCAACCGCGUGCUCAAGCUGCUGGCGCUGCGGACUGCCGCUCACCUCCAGUGGGACCUUGCGCUGCUCGAGCGGAAGCUCAGCGUGCCGGUGCUGAACAUGCUGCUGGACGAGCUACUGGCCGUGAGCCGUGUGCCGCCGGGCGUCUCGCACACCGAGCUGGGCCUCGCCAGCCUGCCGGCCUACACCGCCAUGGCCGUCAUCCUCUACCACCGCUGGGCGGUCAGAGCAAACGUCCAGUGCAGUUUCCCUGCCAAGCAGCCCAAGUCGGGUCCCCUGCAACCGACCGUAAUGAAUCAGUUGCAGCAGGAAAAGGAAAUGACGGAAGCGAUUUUGAAAGUGCUUCGCGAGCAGUGCCAGGACUCGAUCGCGGUGCUGGAGGAAGCUCUGCUUCUUCCCGACACGCUCUGCGUCCACACCAUCGACACGCUCAGCCGACUCGCCGUGCCGGUCACAUCGGCGGCGCCGGCAACCGCCGUGACGACAUCGUCGUCGUCAUCGCCGGCUGUGGCUAACGGGCACGGCGACGCCGGGGGCGGUGGCGGUGGCGAGCCGCCGGGGUUGGCGGAUGACGGUGGGAUCGACGCCGGCCAGGGAAUGCGUAUCCCUCGUGACGAGCUGCACUGCUGCGUUUGCUACGACCUGGGCUCUGUGUACUUCAUGCGUGGCUCCUCCGACUUCUCGCAGUAUCACAAGGCGCGGGACCACUUCCUCCGCACGAAGCAACUCCUGGACAAGGUGGGAGUCUCAGCCGCUUGCACCCAGGUGGACCGCACGCGUCUUGGCGGCUACUGGCAGGCGUGCAGCGCCGUGCUGCCGGGCGACGGUGCGGCCUGUGAGGUCGCGGGGGCGGUGGGGACGCACGAGGCCGCCCUGCCCGGCACCGCCCCCCGCACCAACUCCUACGCCAACAUCCAGCGCUACCUCAAGGCCAGCGACUGGAAGAGUGUGGUGGACACCCUUCUAGAGGACAACCUCACCCAGGGCUUGCCCACGCACUACCGGCAGUCUCUGCUGCGGGAGCUCGGCCAACAAGUGCAGUCGGGGAGCGGCGGCGCCGGCCUGGAGGAGCUGUGCGCACGCGUGUGCGUGUGCAACGGCGUGCGAGACUUGUGCCAGGGGCGUCCCGCUGGGGUGUCCUUCCUGCAGCUGCUGCAGAAGCCGUCCGCUCAGACGAUCGACUUCCUGCUGGAGGUGUGUUUGCGUUCCAUCAAGGGAGACCAAUCGUCGGACUCCACGAGAAGGAAGAACAUGGCUCAGUUUCUGAAGAACCUGUGCCUGCAGCUGGAGGACCUGCAGCUGGUGUUCAUGGUGUCGUCGCACGAGCUGUUCAUGCGCCUGCUGGAAGACGGGGAGAGGCAGGCGCUGCUCGACACCAUGCGGCGACGCUCGCCCAUGUUCCAGCCCGCCUCCACCAGGUCGGCCUUCCAGGACAUUCCCGUGACAUCGCCAAGCGUCAGCGUCGGGCAGCUGGAGCAGCAGCUGAUCGUCACCUUUGACCCGUGGCGGAUCCGACAGAUCCUCAUCGAGCUGCACGGCCUCACGUCCGACCGCCAGUUCUGGACGGUCUCCAGCAAGUGGGAGCUGCUGGGCGGCUACACGAGCUGCAUCCUCAGCAUGAAGGAGGACGUGACCCGCGACCUCCUCUACAUCCUCAUGGCCAAAGCGCUGCGCUGCCUCAACAACAGGGACCACUCGCGCUGCCGCCAGCUGCUCACGGCGAGCCUGGAGCUCGUCGCCGACUUCUCCCCUCGCCUGCGCCAGGUGGUGCUCAACGAGCUGCUGCUGCUCGACGUGCGCGACAGCGGCGACGCGCACAACGCCACGGCGGCGGCGGCGUCGGCGGCACUACCGCCAGGAGUCCAACCGCAGCUCCUCGGAGGCGGGGCGGGCGGCGGGGCCGCGUCGUCGGCGUCGUCGUUGUUUUCGUCGUCGGGCGGAGGGGCUCCCGUCGAGCAGAGGCCGAGAGACAUCAUCGGCCGCGCACGGGGAUACCUGGAGAGCCGGCAGCAGGACGUCCCGACGAGGCAGGUGAUCGCCGAAGGGUGCGUCUGCCUGCUGCUCAACUGGAAGGAGUACGAGUACCUGGCCCUGCAGACUUCCGUGGCCGCCCUGCACAACCCCUACGUGAAGCUGGGCCAGCUGCUGGCCGGCACGUGCCGUGACGUCCCGGGGCCCAAGGAGAGCCGGCGCGCCGCCAAGGAGCUGUGGGAAACGGUGGUGUACGUCUUCUCGUCGGGGCCCGCUCAGGCUCGCAAGCAGCCUCUCGAAGGCAAGGGGACCCCCCUGAUGUUCCGGAAGGAAUUCAUCGCCUUCAUGAAGAAGCUGAAGGAGACUCUGGUGCUCACCACUCUCAUCUCCCUGCUUGUCAAACUUCACAACGUGGUCCGGGACGAAAUUGUGAACGACGUCAGCGCCGAGUUUAUCUCCCUGUGGCCGUCAUCGUUGCCGAACCUGCAGUCGGUGGACUCGGACGCGGUUGCCGUGGCGAUUAAGGAGCUGCUGGCGCACGCCCUGGCGGUGAACCCCACGUACCCUUCCUGGCUGCUCACCCAAGCCGACUUCUACUUCGCCACCAACCAGUACAGCGCCGCCCGGCAGCACUACCUCCGUGCUGGCGCCGUGGCCUCCGACUUCUUCCACAAGGCCGUGCCGCAGGACGUGUACACGGAGCAGGUACUCAAGCGACUGAUCAAGUGCUGCUCGCUGCUCAACUGCCACACGCAGGCGGCCGUGCUGUGCCAGUUCAUCAAGGAGCUGGAUUACCCAACGGCCUUCAAAGCUCUGCAGGAACAGAACAGUUCCGACUCCAUGGACAUGUACUACGACUACAUCUGGGACGUCACCAUUCUGGAGUACCUCAUCCACCUGCACCACAAACGGGGAGAGGCCGACAAGAAACAGCUGGCGGUCAAGGCGAUGGGCCAGACGGAGCUGAACUCGAGCAACCCCGAGGAGGUGCUGCAGCUCGCCGCGCAGAAGCGCAGGAAGGGCUUCCUGCAGCUCAUGGGCCGCCUGUACUUCUAACGGGGCAGGUGCGGUUGACCGCAAUGGCCGGGCCCGCAGUAACGGGGGCGCUGGGAGGGAGGUGUCGGUGGACCGCGCAAGGAUGGGAACCGUAGCGCUGCACGAACGAGCGGGAGCACAGCGACUCAACGGCGCCGUCGUUAGCGCGUUGGUUCGUCGUUAGCGCGAGAGGGGGCUGCCCCCCCCCCCAGCCCGUCGAGGACUCCGGCCCACGCCGCCACAGUCGUCGCAGGGACGACCCUCUCCGAGAAGGUUUUGAGACUCCCGAGGGGAGAGAGGCUUCCCUGCGUGAAGCAGAAGGUGCAUCGUUAUUUGCAGUGCGCAACGUGACGUGUUGACGAGAAAUAAACGGAGUUGUUUUUUUUC